Messenger RNA from Pseudoliparis swirei, 2440 nucleotides. Its product is annotated as protein ILRUN-like. The record is from RefSeq and is a predicted model, not a curated record. The coding region runs from base 93 to 971 and encodes 292 amino acids. Gene Ontology annotation, cellular component: phagophore assembly site. The transcript is spliced from 5 exons. Gene Ontology annotation, biological process: macroautophagy. NCBI's taxonomy places the organism in Eukaryota, Metazoa, Chordata, Actinopteri, Perciformes, Liparidae. Gene Ontology annotation, molecular function: ubiquitin binding.
ACUCGGCCCUGUUGUUGAGUUUGUUAUGACAAGUCGAGGCCUCGGACUGAAUUAGGAGUGAAGCCCCCCGUCUCUGUCCGGGCGAAUCCGUGAUGGAAGGCAUGGACCUGGACCUGGACCUGGACCAGGAGCUCAUGCAGAAAUUCAGCUGCUUGGGUACAACAGACAAAGACAUCUUGAUAUCGGAAUUUCAGAGGCUCCUCGGGUUCCAGCUCAACCCCGCCGGAUGCGCCUUCUUCCUGGACAUGACCAACUGGAAUUUACAAGCAGCCAUCGGAGCCUACUACGACUUUGAGAGUCCGAACAUCAGUGCGCCGUGCAUGUCCUUUGUGAGCGACGUGACGAUUGGUGAGGGCGAAUCAGUUCCACCGGACACGACUUUCACAAAGACCUGGAGAGUACAGAACAUGGGUGCAGAGUCGUGGCCUCCGGGGGUUUCUCUGAAGUACGUCAGCGGAGAUCAGUUUGGUCACGUGAACAUGGUGAUGGUGCGGUCUCUAGACCCUCAAGGCAUGGCCGAUGUUAGUGUGCAGAUGCAGAGCCCCGCGUCUCCCGGCAUGUACCAGGGCCAGUGGAGAAUGUGCACAGCCACCGGACUUUACUUCGGAGACGUCAUCUGGGUGAUCCUGAGCGUGGAGGUCGGAGGCCUCCUCGGCGUCACGCAGCAGCUGUCCUCUUUUCAAGGGGAGUUCAACACCCAGCCUCACCGCAGCAUGGAGGAAGACUACAACCCGUUCGCCUCGCCGGAGAAGAACAAGUGCCCCAACGGCAACAACAACAGCCUCCGCGAUGCCGGCGGCCACAGGGUCGCAGAGGAACAUUGGCAGGGGAGCCCCAACCAGCUGCAGCAAGAUCGGAACGGACUUUCACACACCUCUGUGGACUUAGUAGCAAAUAGUCUACAAAGCAAUCUGUCAGUAGUCUCUUAUAACCAGGCUAUCCAGGAGCCCUUUCCGUUCGGGCACUCCUAAAUGGAGGGACUUGUCGCCGCGAAGCAGCACCGAACCUCCGGAGCUCUCGUCACGCCAGCGAGAGAAAGCGGCUGGUUUCGAGAGCGUGGCGAUUCGAAAAACUCUUUAUGCAAAACCCGGCUCGUCUUUGAGAAGAACCAGAGGCCGACGUGCAGCUCAACCAACAUCCCACGAACCCACUGUAUGCACGCGUGAAUGCUAAGUUAAACUAAAUGAGUGCUAUGAGUCUUCUUCUUCUUUUCUUCGAGUGGUGACUUUUUUUUCCUUUUUUCUGAUUUUCCGUUGGAUUUCUUUUUGUUUGUUGUCGGAGUGCAAAUGAACCGGGGGAGGGAGGGGAGGAGGGGGGUGUAUUUGUGAACAAUUGUGUGUGUGUGUGUGUGUGUGUGUGUGUGUGUGUGUGUGUGUGUGUGUGUGUGUGUGUGUGUGUGUGUGUGUGUGUGUGUGUGUGUGUGUGUGUGUGUGUGUGUGUGUGUGUGUGUGUGUGUGUGUGUGUGUGUGUGUGUGUGUGUGUGUGUGCAUUGUGAAACCUGAAAGAGAGACUUUGGAGGAAAAGCCAUUUAUUUUGCCAACUGAUUCUCCAGUUUCUGCUCUGACUCUUGGUCUGUCGAUGGGGUUUCUGCACCCGUUCCCUGUAACUAAAUCUCAUACAACCGGCCUCUCUGAAGCAAACCAUUCAUAUACUUUUUUUUAAUAUUAACUUUUUAAACAAAAGGGGGACGGCCACAUCCUUUUAGAAGUAUAUAUUUUGCUCGUAUACAUGGCUCCUGCAUUAUGGGCCAUCAUUUCUAUGCUGUCGUCGUAGCACCAGCAAUUAAAAAAAAAACGCGUGUCAAAUGUUCUGCCCUGGAGGGAGUCGGACUUAACUCAUAACACAAGAUAUGAUCAGCACUGAUAAGCAUAACUCAUUUAUUUUGGCUCCUAUUAUUUGUUAAGGUUUAGUCUUCAAAAUUGUACAGAAACUUUUUUUCCUUCUCUAAAGCUUUGCGAUCUGGAGCCAACAUGCUGAAUAGAGUCAUUGGUUUUCAUAUAUACACAUCUAUGAAAUAUUACAAGAAUAUUAGCAGAGUAUUCAUUAUUAGUAAUAACGCAGUAUUAGAGAUUUCCCCACUUAUUGUCGGAAGCUAAGAGUUAGUUUUCUUUUACAUGCUUGCAUUAGAAUAAAGCAUCGCAGGACGAACGCACACCCUGACGUAAGGCAUUGAAUUCAAGCCAUACGAGCAGCGGUAAAACAAAGAAACAAAUUAAACAUGGUUCGAACAUAAAUGUUCUUUUUCAUUUUAGAGCGGUCUUGGAGUUGCUUUAAUCCUAUUAAGUUGAAUGUAUCUAAUGAAUGUAGAAGAGGAUAAUGUUUAUUCAUUUACCCAAAGAUUCGACGUUGUGUAUUUGCAUCGAACUGGCAGUUUUAUUUAUGUAAUUAUUGUUCUGAAUAUUUCUGUCUAUUGUUAAAAAAAAUUGCUUGGAAUGCUCCA